Messenger RNA from Salmo salar (Atlantic salmon), 7047 nucleotides. Its product is annotated as serine/threonine-protein kinase ULK2. Lineage: Eukaryota; Metazoa; Chordata; Actinopteri; Salmoniformes; Salmonidae. The record is from RefSeq and is a predicted model, not a curated record. Gene Ontology annotation, molecular function: protein serine/threonine kinase activity; ATP binding. Gene Ontology annotation, biological process: positive regulation of autophagy; autophagosome assembly; piecemeal microautophagy of the nucleus. Gene Ontology annotation, cellular component: cytoplasm; cytosol; autophagosome.
UUUUCGUCAUUUGUUAUGUAUUGACGUAGGGAGGGUAUGUCUGUAGACAAGGCGGUACUUGGCCAAUGUGAUUGGAAGGGGAACGACGAAACCAAAAUAAUUUAGCAGAUUAACUGUAUUAAGGGACAUACAUUCAAUGGUUGUACUUGUUGUACGGUUUAAGGUGAAUUUGAAUCGGUUACCAUGUUCUUGCUGACCCAAGUAUUUUUGCCCUGUGACUGAGAUUUGAUGACCAAUGAUGAAAAUCAAGGAAUUUGAAUAGAUGCGAUUUGGAUAACAUUGAAGACAAUCGCACGAACGUCAAUGUUUUCCAAGCAGAGAGACGUCUUCUGGAUAGAACAUCUCACCAGAGGACUAUUAUGACAGUAAACUGAUUGACACGAAUUCUAUUGAAACUCAGUAGUGUUGCAUUUCAUAGCCUUUUAGGAAAAUAUAUGGGCCUGUAUUUUAGAUGUUCUUGCAAUUACCUGCGAUAAUCGGAUCAUUGCUAAUUGUGAUCCGUCAAUUCAAUUGCUAUUCUGUUUAGGUAGUAUGAAGCUAACGUUAAAGCUAACUAGCUACUGUAUAUAAGAUGCUGUUAGCAUGGUUGUUUGCUAGCAACAAUGGGCAACAUGACGCAUGUCACAGCAUGUCACUCUCUGGUUAUAUAGUAUAAGUGUCUGUGGGUGUUUGAAGCUUGCAAUCUUUUUAUCCAGAAUACUUGACAUCAUGUAGAAUGUCAAGCAAAGCAGUUUUGAGCUAAUUUGUUUGCUAACUAAAUGCACAUAUAACUAGGUAGCUAGCCAGUGUAUAACGUUAGCAGUUUGGGUCAGAAAAUGACAGCUGGCAGUAGGGACUGACAUUGUGUACCUUGGGAUUGUGUCCAGCCAUGCGGAAAGCUGACUGCAUUGUCUGAUUGUGGAAAUAGUUAAACGUCAAACAUUACAGAAUCUGUUGUACUUGGCUACUGACAGGAAAUAAUUUGACACUAGCUCCAGUUUUGCAUCCCAUUUUAAAGGUGAUCAGUUACAUCAUCACCUGGCUGUUUCUCAGGCAAUAUCAAAGGUGGACUGGAAUGCACGCUUGUCCUUGUAAAACUGACUUGUAUUGUGAAAACGCCACAAUCACUAGUUUGCUUGACAGCUAAAGCAACGUUUGGGUGGAUACAUUGUUGCACCAGGGUUCUGAUAUCAAAAGAGAGCAUCCUUCAACGUGCAUCACUGAAGAAAGAACCUUUCCACACCUGACCUAAAUUGGACAGUUACUUUGACAAUGGAGACAGUUGGAGACUUUGAAUACAGCAGAAAGGACUUGGUGGGACAUGGGGCUUUCGCUGUGGUGUUCAAAGGAAGGCACAGAAAGAAGACUGAUUGGGAGGUGGCCGUCAAGAGCAUUAACAAGAAGAACCUCUCCAAGUCCCAGAUCCUGCUUGGCAAGGAAAUCAAAAUCCUCAAGGAACUUCAACAUGAGAACAUUGUGGCACUUUACGAUGUCCAGGAAACUCCCAACUCUGUGUUCCUGGUCAUGGAGUACUGCAACGGUGGCGAUCUGGCUGACUAUCUGCAAGCCAAGGGGACACUGAGAGAAGACACUCUGAGGGUGUUCCUCCAGCAGAUAGCAGCAGCAAUGAGGAUCCUCAACAGUAAAGGCAUCAUCCACCGAGACCUGAAACCACAGAACAUUCUGCUGUCAUACACGAGUCGCAAGAGAUCCAGCAUCAACGGCAUCCGCAUCAAAAUAGCUGACUUUGGCUUCGCACGAUACCUCCAGAGCAACAUGAUGGCAGCCACGCUGUGUGGCUCCCCCAUGUACAUGGCCCCAGAAGUGAUCAUGUCUCAGAACUAUGACGCCAAGGCAGACCUGUGGAGCAUUGGAACUGUCGUCUACCAGUGUCUCGUAGGGAAGCCCCCUUUCCAGGCCAACAGUCCGCAGGACCUGAGGAUGUUCUAUGAGAAGAACAAGUCGCUGCUACCCAUCAUCCCGAGGGAGACGUCUCCUUCCCUUGGCAACCUGUUGCUAGGCCUGCUGCAGAGGAACCAGAAGGACAGGAUGGACUUCGAUGCGUUUUUCAGUCAUCCUUUCUUAGAUCCAGCAUCUGCCAUCAAAAAAUCAUGCCCUGUUCCAGUACCCAACUGCCCUAGCGCUGUGACCGACAUCACAUAUGGCAGCUCACCCUCUGUUCGCUACAACUCCCCUGCCUCUCUCCCAGACAUGCAGACGUUACCUGAGGACUCUCUGUCGUCGCCCCCCCUGGGCCCUCCAAACUACCUGCAGCUGUCUAAGGAGUCUGGAGGAAGCACCAGCAGCAAGAACUCCUCAAGCGACACGGACGACUUUGUCCUGGUGCCACACCUCUCCACAGAGUCUUAUGACCAGCCAAUGGGAGCAGUGGGGCAUCGGCCGUCCGGAGAGUGGUGUGGAGGGCAGCCGCAGACCACCGGACAGACCCCCAUGGUGUCCCCCCGGGCAGAGACUACCCCCAUCCCUGUGCCCACCCAGGUGCGGAACUACCAGCGCAUCAAACAGAACCUCUCCAACAGCCCCACCACCGCGCUCUACGGCUCACACAGGUCUGGUACAGUGAGGCGGUCCAACACCAGUCCCAUGGGUUUCCCUAAGGUUGGCUCUGGGUCCCCCAGCUCUGCAGACUGCAGCCCUCAGAUGACAGGCAGACGUCUCUCUAUAGGCACCUCCCGCCCAUACUCCCCCUCACCUCUGGUGGGCACCAUCCCAGAGCAGCUGGGUCACUGUUGCUGUGGACACCCUCAGGGCCAUGAGUCCCGCAGCCACAGCUCCUCAGGAGGUUCUCCAGUGCCGUCCUCCCAGUUACUGGGUGGUCGCCUGCAGAGUGCCCCCACCCUGACUGAGGUCUACCACACCAGACAGAAACUCCACAAGCAGCUGUCAGACCCCAUCCAGCCCUCCACCUCCAACUACCCCCCCAGCCACUCCCCCCACCUGGGUCGCCCUGGCAACCUGGGCACCUCCCCCACCAAACACCUGGGCUCCUCCCCCCGCUCCUCUGAUUGGCUGACGAAGUCGCCUCUGCCCACAAUCAUUGGCUCCCCCACCAAGCCCGUCUCGGCCCCAUUUAAGAUCCCUAAGACGCAGGCGUCCUGUAACCUGAUGGCCCUGGCAGACAGUCCCACACCCACUAAGACCCUGGCGGAUGCACGGGACAUCUGUGCCUACCACUGUACCCCCUACCCCAGUGAGCGCCAGUCUGCCCCUGAGGCCAGCAGGACCACGUUUGGCAGGUCUGUCAGUACUAGCCGUCUGUCUGAACAGCCAGUCAGAAUCACUCUAGGGGGACAGCCCUACCAGGGAAGCACAGACAGCCUCAACGCAGAGCGGCCCAUGGAUACAGCACCAGCAGGACCGUUUGGGCUGGCUCAGCCUCGGGGUGGGGCGGCGAGUCCCCGGACUGUUCUCUUCACCGUGGGCUCGCCCCCCAACAGCAGCACCCCCCCUACCUGCAGCCACCUGGGCACCCGGCCGCGCACCACCUCAGUGGGCUCCAACAGUUCGGCAGGCUCCCUGUGCUCCACCAGUGGGCGGGUGUACGUGGGCUCUCCUCCGGGCAUGGCCAUCGGGACCUCUCCCCCAGGGGGUGCAGAGGCAGGUCCCAGCAGCCUACGCUAUGUCCCCUACGGCACCUCUCCCCCCAGCCUGGACGGAUUCAUCACCUUUGAGGCCCCAGAGCUGCCUGAGGAGACACUCAUGGAGCGAGAGCACACAGACACUCUGAUGCACCUACGGAUGAUGCUGUCCUUCACUGACUGUGUGCUGGAGAUCGCAGCGGUGCGAGCAGGAGGGUCAGACCUGGGCGCAUCGGCUGCCUCCCUCUACCCCCCUCAGGAGAGUGUGGUAGUGGACCAGAUCAGCCAGCUCAGCAAGGAGUGGGGGCAGGUGGAGCAGCUGGUGCUGUACAUGAAAGCUGCCCAGCUCCUGGCCUCCUCCCUCCACCUGGCCAAGGCCCAGAUCAAAUCAGCCAAGCUCAACCCUUCCAGCGCCGUCAAGCAGGUGGUGAAGAGUCUGAACGAGCGUUACAAGAGCUGCAUCUCCCUGUGUCGGCGGCUCACAGACAAGCUGAACCACUUCUUCUCAGACAAGCAGCGCUUCGUAGACGAGAUCAACAGCGUGACCGCAGAGAAACUCAUCUAUAACUACGCUGUGGAAACGGUGCAGUCUGCAGCUCUGGAUGAGAUGUUUCAGCAGACGGAGGACAUAGCCUACCGUUACAACAAGGCUGCCAUGCUGCUAGAAGGCCUGUCCAAGAUCCUCCAGGACCCUGCAGACAUCCAAAAUGUGGCCAAGUACAAGGCCAGUGUGGACCGGAGAAUCUCUGCCCUCUGCUACUGCACCGUCACACUGUAUGAGUAGCAGACCACACACACAUAUCAGGGGCAGUUGUGACCUCUGUCCCCCUUCUCUGCCCAGAGGGACCACUCUACCCCGACAAUAGAACAUUGAGGACAAGCACGGAACUCCAAUGUUCCCUCACGUAGCAGUCCAAGCACCUUUCCGUUUAGAUUUUUUUCUGAGUUUAAGGAAACAACAUGGCAGAUAGUAUAACACCUUCUUUGGCAUCGCAGACUGAACGAUGAAGUGUGUGAGAGAUGAUGCACACAUUCACUACCAAAGAUGAUCCAAUGAUCCUGGAACUGAGACAUUCACAGGACAUGAACAAGACGCAGGCAUCUUCUUGCGCGCUGUCUGUCAACGGACUCCUUGAAGAGAGUGGGAUGAGGACACAAACUCUACCCAGCUUUUUGUAUCUGACUUGCAGGAUUUUUACAUUUUGUACCAGAAGAAAGAGAUUGAUAUAAGGACAAUGACAAUCUAUCAUGGGCCCAGAGACUUAUACACCCAUGAAAAAUACAUAUUUUUAAUGCAAAUCACAGUGGUUAUUAUAAUGUAAAGGUUUUUACUCUGUAUUAGUAUUGUUGUUGUGAUUAUUUAUUGUUUUGGAAUAGGAGGCUGUUGUGAUGCCUGUCUGACAUCAUCUUUAGUAUUGAAGUGGAAAGAAGGAGUAUAUGAGAUUAGUCAAUUUAAAGGAGUGUAUGAGAUUAGUCAAUUUAAAGGCGUAUAUGAGAUUAGUCCAUUUUAAAGGAGUAUAUGAGAUUAGUCAAUUUAAAAGAGUAUAUGAGAUUAGUCAAUUUAAAGGCAGUCAGUCUAGCCAACCCUGUAACAAAUACACAUACUCAAACGCCAAAUCACACACUUUACAAUACAUGUACAUACAAGAACACACAGUUUUACACACAUGGAAGGACGCCUGAAGAGCAAACAACCAUGUAGAUUUGUAAUCAGAUAGUUUUGUUCAUUUGUUAGCUGAAGCACUUUAUUGUGAAAAGUGGGGGGGACACUUUGUCCUGACAGGUUAGGAAAGAGAAAUGUGAAGGCUGUUAGUGGUAGCUCAGGUUGGUUAAAGGGAUGGGGGUGGGGGGGUUCUCUCUUCUCUCUCACCCUCUUCAGCCCACAACACCACUUGCCCUGCCACAGCUCUCCCUCUCAUUGCUGCGCAACCUGCUUGCACACUCUGACUGUUAAGUGUUGCCGUGGAAAUGGGGUGAGGGGUCGUAAGAAACGUCCAGUCUCUACACAUCCCACACCACUGGUGGGCGUUUAGAAUAGUAUGGCAAGAAGAAGCCUGUGGGUGACAGAAUCGGACUAAAACGUAUGUUUUCUUUGCCCCUGGAACUUCUAGCGUUGACCAGCACAUGCCCCUAGGCAUUUGGGGAGGAGGGGCUCCUGAUCAGUUAACCAAGGGAGAACGCCCCUCUCCAGGGUGAAUCAAGACAAAACAGUGAAAUUACUUGAGUAGUUUUCGCUAAAUAAUACAGAAACAAGCUUUUUUUUAUGUUCAUACAUGAAUAACUGUAACUAAUUUCCAAGUAAAUUGAUGUUUGCAAAAGUGUCAAUAUUUGUAUGUUGUGCAUGUGAUUUUGUUUUCCUGAGUGAAUGUGUGUGUGAGAGCACAGUGAGAGAGUGAGGGGGUCAGUGAGCGAGACGACGCCAUUGGAUGCCCUGCCUCUCGAUCAAAGAGCACAAACAUUUUUAUGUACUUUUAACCACGCCUGCCACGGGUUCAAGUCAAUCUAUCCCCACUAGAGGUCCCUGGCACAGAGGAAUGUGCCAAUCACAAGGCAGCUGCUCCAAACAUCUCCACACAACCUCUUUAUACUAGGACUGUUCAUAUACUAUACCGGAUUGGGAUUCUGUGUGGAGAGAUCAAAUCUACUGUGUUGGAAGUAAAGAAAGGCACUGCCUAGCAUCCAUUCAAGUCUGCUCUGCUCUCUCCCCAAGCAGCUGCUGUGCUUGCAAUGCAGUAAUGUUAGUGAGUCUGCACACGUCAGGUAUGCAAAAGGCCAGUGAUCAUAGAAAGUCCAUUACAGAAGAAAAGCUGCCUCCUAAGCCUAUUUGAAAAGUGGGCAGAGUCCUUGAUUUCCUAUUGUACAAGUGUGAAUAGUGUGUAAAUGCGUAAACUUGCAACUGGUGGCCACUAGCUCUUUUUAUGAUGUACUGUUCCUUUUUUAUAGACAUAUCCAAGUUUCUGUGGUUUAUUUAGUUUUUGCUCUUGUGCCCUCUCCCUUUGCACGUGAGCACUCCGCACCACAAAAAGCCUUUUCUGCACACUGAGUGGCGGGAGAAGGACAUUAAAACAGUCAGAAACUGUCUGAACAUACCAAAUCCAUGCAUCUAUUUAUAGCGCUGUAGAUUUAGGCCACACUCCCUCACUAGCAGUGUUUUAUUAAGAAUGGAGUACUAACGAUGGACUGUUUCAGAGACAAACCAUUGGUACUAAGCACAUGUUAUAUCCCGUAGAGUGAAUGUAUUCACCCUCCCAGUCAUUUGCACCUCAGACUCCAGCUGAAUGCAUACCGACCCUUGUGAUGGUUAAGCCCCCCUCCCCUGAACUGACCAUGACAAUGCAACUGAAUUUCCACACACCUAUUUUUCAAUGAGAAAUGUUGAUGUGUUACUUGAUGUGAGUUAAAGGGCAUCUUUCUUUUAUGGAACUCUACAAAUGCAGCCUUUGUUAAUUAAAAAGAAAAGUUGGAACUA